AUGGAUCUUUGCCAAGUUCUGGGUCAGGAGUUGGAUGCGCUGGAGAUUGAGAGAGUACAGAAGGAGACAAUACAUCCAAGGAAGAGUUGCAAGAUGAACAGUUCAUGUGCAGAUUUCCCUUUUGCUGCACAUAGAUGGCAGAUGUCCAAACCAAGCUUAUUUUGUGAGUCAAAGGAUGUCUUCGAUCAGAAAGCCAGUAACAAGCACUGGAUUGAUGUGCAACCAAGAUGGGGAGACUACAAUUCACACGACAUAGAACGUUACGCAAGAGCAAAAUUUAUGGACUACACAACACAUAAUUUGUCCAUCUACCGUUCUCGGACCGGGGUGAUGAUUGGACUUGAUCUAGUUUAUAAUUUGCACUCUGCUUUUGGUAAGUGGUUCCCCGGGUCAAAGCCCCUCCUUCAGCAAGCACUGAACAAGAUCAUGAAGUUAAAUCAUGCUCUGUAUGUGCUGAGGGAGAGAAUAAGAAAGGGUCUUCAGUUGUAUUCAUCUGAACCCACCGCCCACCGAGCCAUAUCUGUCUUCAUAGAACUACGGUACAGAGAUAUAUUCAGCAAUCAAAUCGUAUGGUUUGUGGAUGACACAAAUGUCUAUCGUGUUACCAUUCACAAAACCGAGGGUAACAUGACGGCGAAACCAAUCAAUGGUGCUAUCUUUAUUUUCAAUCCAAGAACUGGUCAACCAACUAUUUCUGAAGGUCAUCCACACAAGUGUAUGGGCAGGACAAAGCAAGUUAUUGUGACAAGGAAGGGUAUGUUGGAUCCCUUGGAAGUCAAAGCCAAUUAUUGUGACAAGGGUAUGAGCAAGCAGCAUUUGCAUCGAAGACAGAUUUGCGUGUCAGGGCCAUCUCUGCUAUGA
Triticum turgidum subsp. durum (durum wheat) is the source of this 861-nucleotide messenger RNA. Lineage: Eukaryota; Viridiplantae; Streptophyta; Magnoliopsida; Poales; Poaceae. The record is from the annotation of a GenBank genome assembly.